ACAAGAAGACAAUGAUGGAACCUUUUUCAUGGAGGGAAUUGAGUCAGAGGAGAUGCAAGGGUGGCAGACAAUGUUUGGUCAACAGAUUUUAAAAUGUGUCAUGAUUUGAUUAAUAUUGUACUUCCGCAUUACUCUGAAAAUAUUUUUAAAUGGGUCGCGAUCCAGAGUCUGUAAAUUUAAUAUUUAUAAGAAAUUAUCAUUUUCAAAUGUCAAGCGAAAUUUUUAUUUAACCCUCGUUUCACCUUAAUUCGUGUAAUUCCGGGUUAUACGGAUUGGGGUGUUACAUCACGUAUCAUUCUAGUGAGGCCCGAAGUGCGCGUGCUUAACAAUGAUCGACAUGGCCCACUUCGAGAGGAUGAGCCACAUGGUGCUCGGUGGCGUAUUCUGAGGUUGUUUAAUGGCACUUCUCGAUUUUCUAUUCGUAACUAUCGAGACCAAUUUGACGGUUCACUUCUUCGACACGUUGUUUGGACUCCGUACAAUUUAGGGGCAUUACCAGAUUAUUGUCAGGCCGGUCGCCAAUUGUGGUUUUACGAAGGCUUCAUCAUAUUUGACUUAGUAAUAGAGCCACACAUGCCGAAGAGAUUUGCCCGGCAAUUUGGAAUGUGGCAACAGAUUCCUAACCUUUCAUUCCAUUAUUCUCAUGAGCUGCAUAGGGCAGAUGGCCGCAAUACCGUGCGAGAGGCUUUUAUCCUGACGUACAAUGAGUGGCGUAACAACCGAUUUAACCAUUUAGUGGAAGAUGAAAUGGAGCCACUUCCGCCAAACUAUGUUGGAGAUGGUUGUGUUGAGAACUACAUUAAUUGGUUUUACUUUUAUGGCCGCCGGUUCAUACGCAACCCAGCACACCACCUAGAGAUUGGUGUGGAUGGUUCUGCGGGAUCAUUAGCAAUAGCGGUGAACGCAUUGCGGCGUGUGAGGGAUUCAGUGUUAGACGCGCCAGCACAUGAGAUCCAACAGGUUGCGGCGAAAGCCCUAGUGAAUAUCGAUCGUGCCAAAACAUGCAGAGAGCUCAAGCCAUGCAGAGGAUAAGCAUGCCGGUAUGAUCAACGCCUAUCGCGAUGUGGAAGAGCUUUAAACAGGAAACAUAGUAAAGCGUUUCUGUCUAUGUCACAUACGUAGUAACUUUAAUUCAAAGUUUCACAACAAGAAACUCAAGGACCUCAUGUGGUUGGCAGGGAGUACUCCGAGUGUCCAGGAAUUCCAAGACUGUAUGCAGGAAAUUCGAUGUCAAAGUGAACAGGCAUAUCAAUAUCUUGUUGAGAUUCCGCUACAGUUGUGGACGUUAGCGUACGACGGUGGGAGUCGAUGUGGGAUACUUACCACGAACAGUUCUGAGAGCUUCAACAAUAUGCUAAAAGGUUGUCGAAUGUUACCGGUGAGUGCUAUUAUCAUGAUGUCGUACCAAAAACUCGUUGAUUCUUUUGAGUCACGUCGUAGGUCUUGUUUGUAUUGGAAACAAAAAAAUCUUCGGUUUACUCCAAAGAUUUUGAAGAUCUCUGAAGCUUGGGAAAAAAAUAUACAAAACUUUCAGGCUAUGCAUUAUGGCGGACAUCAAUACGUUGUCUCUAGGGCUUCCAUCUCUAACCCAGGGCAUAUGUACAACUUUGUGAUCGACUUGGGGAAUAAGUCAUGUACUUGUGGACAAUGGCAAGGAGACGGUGUUCCAUGCGUGCAUGUACACUGUUUGUUCCAUUCUUUCAAACAACGUGCGGAUGAUUGUGUCUCUCACAUGUACAGUGUGCAACGAUAUCAGAUCUGUUACUCCGGCCAAAUUAGACCAGUGAUAUUUCCAAAUGAUUUUAAUUAUGCAGAGUAUCCGGUAUUGCCACCGAUAAGGCCUGAAGGAGAAAUAUCGUGUUCCGGUCGCCGCAGGCAAAAACGCUUCCAGGGGAAAUGAGAUGAAAUGGACAACGGAAGGAUAAAAAACGCUUCUAGGGGGA
Molecule: messenger RNA, 1943 nt
Organism: Cuscuta campestris
Lineage: Eukaryota; Viridiplantae; Streptophyta; Magnoliopsida; Solanales; Convolvulaceae
Source: the annotation of a GenBank genome assembly